AUGUCGUACCAUAACUCCGGUGGCCAUCGGCCGAGAGGAGGAUACCAAGGAAGCAGCUAUAGAGGCUCUGGAGGUCAGCAGUCUGGAAGCGGAGGAUACAACAGAUACAAUAACAAUAAUGGUAGCAAUAGUUAUGUAACAAUUAUAAUGGAGAGAAGACCGUUCAAAAGAAAUGCCUAUCAAGCAGCAUACCAUCAACCUCACAAUGCCUACAAUCAGCAAGGAAAUCGUUACAACGAUACCCAAUUCCAGAUCUGGAUGGGAGGAUUGGAUCCCACUUGGACAGAGGAAAGCAUUGCUAAUAUAUGGCAAACCGUAGGAGUGCCGCCAGUUUCUGUCAAGAUUAUGAGAGACAAGUUCAACACGACAAAACCACCGUAUUCAUUUGUUACGUUUGCUAAUGAAAAGGAAGUAGAUACUGCUGUACAGAAAAAUGGGUUGGUAAUUCCAGGAUCCGCAAGAACGUUCAAAAUCAACUAUGCUGGAGGACCCAACUCUAGAUACCCAGAUUCGUCCAAUUCACGACAAAUAGCACCCAAAAACGAACACUCGAUCUUCAUUGGCGAUUUGGCCUUGGAUGUGACGGAAGAUCUCAUUUUCGCCAAGUUCAAUACUCAGUUCCCAGGACAAGUGAAACAGGUUAAAAUUAUGUUCGAUCAACAGACUGGUGCCAAUAAAGGCUUUGGGUUUGUCCGUUUCACCAAUAUCGAAAUCAAAAAUCGGGCUCUCAAGGAGAUGAAUGGCGUAGUUGUAGGCAGUAGAGCCAUAAGAGUUGGACAAGCUAGCGGAAGCAAUAGUGGAGGAUUUUCCAGUCCAGCCCCAGAGAGCGAGAACCAUGAAAUCUCGCGUGUACAUCUCAGUCAGUCACAGCCAGCAUUGAACCAAUUCACGGACCCCAACAACACUACUUUGCUGAUAACAGGUUUAUCAUCCAAAUUUACCGAGGACGAGUUGGCUUUGCAUUUCAUUGCUUUUGGCGAUAUAGUAGCAUGUAAACUUUCAGACGACUUGCAGUCGGCAUCGAUCAAGUUCUUCCUGAGAUCGGCUGCUGAAUGGGCCGUCUUGUUCUUACAUGGAGCCAUUAUCAAUGAUUGCAAUAUACUGAUAACAUGGGGUAAAGAUUCCUCCACGACGUACAAAGCAGCUAUUAAGCCACCUUUGACUUACGGAUCUUUCGAUAUAAAUACGCUCCGCUUGGACAAUUUUUCUAAACAAGAAUUGUCCGAGCUCUUCACCGUAGAAGUCAACGGAAACAGCCCAUUGCCAGCUUCUAAUAUCAAUGAAUUACACGUGAAAUCAAAAUUGGCAAAUCACAAUUUGCUAGAGUCUGCCUUAUAUUAG
This is a messenger RNA of Scheffersomyces stipitis CBS 6054, 1341 nucleotides long. RefSeq lists its product as uncharacterized. The record is from RefSeq and is a predicted model, not a curated record. Gene Ontology annotation, cellular component: cytosol. Gene Ontology annotation, biological process: mRNA splice site recognition. Bases 1 to 1341 code for a protein of 446 amino acids. NCBI's taxonomy places the organism in Eukaryota, Fungi, Ascomycota, Pichiomycetes, Serinales, Debaryomycetaceae. Gene Ontology annotation, molecular function: mRNA binding. The transcript has 5 exons.